Protopterus annectens (West African lungfish) is the source of this 14055-nucleotide messenger RNA. It is a transcript of the gene ZFHX3, whose product is annotated as zinc finger homeobox 3. The record is from RefSeq and is a predicted model, not a curated record. The coding region runs from base 835 to 11952 and encodes 3705 amino acids. Gene Ontology annotation, biological process: regulation of neuron differentiation; brain development; regulation of transcription by RNA polymerase II. The transcript has 11 exons. Gene Ontology annotation, molecular function: zinc ion binding; DNA-binding transcription factor activity, RNA polymerase II-specific; RNA polymerase II cis-regulatory region sequence-specific DNA binding. Gene Ontology annotation, cellular component: nucleus. NCBI's taxonomy places the organism in Eukaryota, Metazoa, Chordata, Ceratodontiformes, Protopteridae.
UUCCCGUCGUGCCUGUGUAAUGAAGCACAUGCGCACUGAAUUAAUCACAGCCAUUUUUUGCAGGAAACUAAUUAGCAGAAUAAAGAUCCAAAGACUUUUUUUUUCUUUUGCAAUCAGCAGCUCUCACUUUCAGCUCAGCCUCGCCUCUGCCGCUCGGUCUCACCGCCAUCCAGCUAGCCGCACUCCGAGCGGUUCUGUCGCUACCGACGCCAAGUCUCCGGAGCCGCCUGUCCCCAUACGGACUAAGCGACUCACCGUCCGGUUUCCCCGUCUGUCCGUUGAGCUUUUGCCACCGAUCGAACUCCAAAGCCACAAUGCGCCGCCGCCUGCAGCUCCCGAGCGCCUGAGCCAGGCGCACAGGCAAGGGAGGGGAAGGGGAGUCAGACCUUGGGCAUUACCGGACCACUACCGAAGCAGGAUCAGCAUCAACUGCAAGCUGGACAGCUACGUUACCGGAAUAGUUGGAGGACUGGGGGACAUCAUCAGCAUCACCAGAGGACACCAUACACUCUCUGUGUCGCCGCCGCUGUAGUCGCCACCUUCAUGGGACCGGGAGUCACUCGGGCUGCGCUCUGGAUUAACUUGCCACGCUUGCCCAGCGGCUGCUGUAUCUUCCGACCACAGGGUACAGUUCCAGACUUCCAACACUGUGAUGUGUUCGGUAUUGGUGAAAGGUGAGGGAGUGACAGCAGUGGCGUCUGCAGCUGUUUGUUUCUCUGCACAUGGCUAAGUACAGACUGAAGAACAGUGAUCUCACUUGGAUUCCACGCACUAGCCAACGAGAACAGGUACCUGAAGUACUGGAUGCAAUGAAAGCCCCAUGUAGUCCACAGUAUGGAAAGCUGUGACUCACUUGCCACCUCUGGAAAUGAAAAUGGGUGUGGCACCUCCCAGCGCCAGCAAUGGACUGAGCUUAACAACACCCAGCUCUCCACCCAGCCCUCAUCUAUGGAGCGUCCUGUCCCAGAGAACCUGAGGGCCACCUUUGAGUGUGGUCCAAACAGUGUUGUCUCUGGUUUUGGUGCCAGCAUGGAGGCUGCUGGCAAGGAGGUGAGCUGCAGCGAGUGUUCGGCCUCCUUUGGGACUUUGCAGAAGUACAUGGAGCAUCAUUGUCCAAACCCACACCAACCCCAUCUUCUUCGGGGAGAGAGUGGCAGUGACAUGAGUGAGGACGGAGACGAGGAAAGUGACGUGGAGAAUCUGGCAGGAGAGAUCGUAUACCAACCUGACGGCUCAGCCUAUAUAGUGGAGAAUGUCAGCCAGUUAAUCCAAAGUGGGGGUGUGGGCAGCAGCAGCAGCGUUCUCUCUCCUACUAUGUUUGUGAACUCUGUGCCCACUGCUGGGAACAAACAAGGGGACUGCACCUCCACAACACCUGUCUAUCCACAGAUCAUCAACACUUUCCACAUAGCAUCAUCCUUUGGGAAAUGGUUUGGCAACACGGACCAGACUUUUCCAAAUACCUCAACCCUGGCAGGUGUCAGCCCUGUCCUGCACAGUUUCCGCGUUUUUGAUGUGCGGCAUAAAAGCAACAAGGAUUAUCUGAACAGUGACGGGUCUGCUAAAAGCUCGUGCGUAUCCAAAGAUGUUCCCAACAAUGUGGACUUGUCCAGGUUUGAUGGCUUUGUGCUCUAUGGCAAGAGGAAGCCCAUUUUAAUGUGUUUUUUGUGCAAGCUGUCAUUUGGGUAUGUCCGGUCGUUUGUGACCCAUGCUGUGCAUGACCACCGAAUGACCCUAAGUGAAGAGGAGCGUAAGCUUCUGAGUAAUAAGAACAUUUCUGCUAUCAUCCAAGGAAUAGGUAAAGACAAGGAACCUCUUAUAAGCUUUCUGGAACCAAAAACCAAAACCCUUCAACACCCUUUAGUUUCCACAGCUAACCUCAUUGGCCCUGGACAGAAUUUCUAUGGUACGUUUAGCGGGAUUCACAUGGAAGGGGAUGAGGCUAUCCAAGCAAGUUUGGCUCUAUUAAAAGACUCUGAAAGCAGCAUAGGUGGAUCAGAGCAGCCUCAGUGCAAUCCCUUGGCACCUAAUGCCCUUCUUAACCUAGGUGGGCUUACUAGUUCUGCCCUAAAGACCCCAAUUACCUCAGUCCCUCUGGGCCACCUCACUUCCAGCCCGACCAAAAUGUUGGACAGUAGAGAGAUUAGUGCGGUGGACAGUGAAAAUCAGGAUUGUGCAGGUAAGCAGCAAGGCCUCACAGAUAAAAUAAGCCCUUCAGACCAACUGGAGGAAGAGGAGGAGGAGGAGGAAGAGGAGGAAGAAGAGGAGGAGGAGGAGGAGGAGGAGUGUAAACAACUUUUUUCCGAAGAACUUGAUGAUGAAAUGGAGGACCCUGAUGCCCAGUCAUGUAGCAGUAGAAAGGACUUUGCUCUCUCAAACCAAAGUAUUUGUAAAUCUCCUUUAAUGCCUAAUGUUCUCAACCCUUUGGCAAGGGGCACCAUGUCCACAACUUUGAAUUCUUCUUCCUUUGUUGUCUUCGAUGGUGCAAAUGGGAGAACUGCUUUGAGCUUUAACACUGAGGGAGUGGACAGGGAGAGUGCUACCGCCACUGCUGGCAUGGCCGAGAGCAGCAGGAGGGCGGACUUCUUAGAUGAAAGUGCCAAUAAAGACAGUGCCACAGCUCCUGAACCAAAUGAAAAUGCAGACAGUGAAGAUGGGAACUGCAGAUCCCAUUACCAGCACCCCAGUGACCCCUGCGAGCUCGGGGGUGAGGACUGUCCCUCUGGGAGUGGUGUUGAGUGCCCGAAGUGUGACACGGUCCUGGGUUCCUCCCGUUCACUAGGCGGACACAUGACCAUGAUGCAUUCGCGCAACUCCUGUAAGACACUGAAGUGCCCCAAGUGUAACUGGCACUAUAAGUACCAGCAAACACUAGAGGCCCACAUGAAGGAGAAGCACCCAGAGUCUAACGGUGCGUGCAUCUACUGUAAUACAGGACAGCCUCACCCGCGAUUGGCGCGAGGCGAGAGCUAUACAUGUGGUUACAAACCUUUCCGUUGUGAGGUUUGUAACUAUUCUACAACUACCAAAGGCAAUCUCAGUAUUCAUAUGCAGUCUGACAAGCAUCUCAACAACAUGCAGAACCUUCAGAAUGGAGGGGGGGAGCAAGUCUUCAGCCAUAAUGCUGGGGCAGCUGUGGCUGCUGCAGCAGCAGCAGCAGCAGCUGCAGCUAACAUUAGCAGCAGCUGUGGGGCUCCCUCGCCGACCAAACCAAAAACCAAGCCCACCUGGCGGUGCGAGGUGUGCGACUAUGAGACCAAUGUGGCCCGUAACCUCCGCAUCCAUAUGACUAGUGAAAAGCACAUGCAUAAUAUGAUGCUGCUUCAACAGAAUAUGACUCAACUUCAGCACAACCGGCACCUGGGCCUGGGCAGCCUGCCCUCACCGGCGGAGGCCGAACUCUACCAGUACUACCUGGCUCAGAACAUGAACCUUCCUAACCUGAAGAUGGACAAUGCAACAUCUGAAACACCAUUCCUUCUAGGCGGAUUCCAUUUGGAUCCCACCAGUGCAAUGGCAGCUCUUGCACCAGGAAUAGUUGGUGGUGACUUACCCCUAGACAUGCAUCUAGGUGGCGGGCCUUUGGUGUCUGAAGAGCUGAUGAACCUAGGUGAGACCUUCACACAAACCAAUGAUCCCACAUUGAAGCUUUUCCAGUGUGCGGUCUGUAACAAAUUUACCACGGACAACUUGGACAUGUUAGGUAUGCACAUGAAUAUAGAGCGCUGCCUGCCAGAGGAGGAGUGGAAGGCGGUGGUCAGUGACUCAUAUCAGUGCAAGCUGUGCCAUUACAACACCCAGCUGAAGGCCAACUUUCAGCUCCACUGCAAAACGGACAAACAUGUGCAAAAGUACCAACUGGUGGCGCAUAUCAAGGAAGGUGGGAAGAGCAAUGAAUGGCGGUUGAAGUGCGUUGCCAUUGGCAACCCAGUCCAUUUAAAGUGCAAUGCUUGUGACUACUACACCAACAGUCUAGAGAAGCUACGCCUGCACACAGUCAACACCAGGCAUGAGGCCAGCCUAAAACUGUAUAAGCACUUGCAACAACAUGAGAGCACAGUGGAGGGGGAAAGCUGCUAUUACCACUGCAGCCUUUGUAGCUAUUCCACCAAGGCCAAGCUGAACCUCAUCCAACACGUCCGCUCGAUGAAACACCAGCGCAGUGAGAGUUUACGCAAGUUGCAGAGGUUACAGAAGGGUUUGCCAGAAGAGGAGGAGGACCUGAGCCAGAUAUUCACCAUACGUAAAUGUCCCACUGUUGAUACAGAAGAGCUGACUGACGAAGCAGAGGGCCCCAAUGAAGUGGCUGCAGAGCCCGAUGAUGUGGCCAGGGACCAGUACUGCAAGGUGGACGUGGAACAGAACAGGCAGACUGCACCAAGUCAGAUGGAGAGAGAAUCCAUGGAUCGCUCAGCUACACCAAAGCGGUCUUCAAUAUAUAGUCACUCUGACCCUGCUGUCACCCCAAAACGGCCAAAGCACACAGAAGAAACAAAGGCUGAACAGAUGUACCAGUGUCCAUACUGCAAAUAUAGUAACACCGACAUCAACCGACUCAGGAUGCAUGUAAUGACACAACACUCUGUACAACCGAUGCUUCGUUGCCCCCUCUGCCAGGACAUGCUUAACAAUAAAAUCCACCUGCAGCUGCAUCUGACACAUCUUCACAGUGUAGCCCCUGACUGCGUUGAGAAGCUCAUCACAACAGUAACCUCACCAGAGAUGUUGCUGCCUAGUAGUCUGUUCUUGCCGACAUCCAUCUUAGAAAAAGAGGGGCAUCCCCAGACACCCGCAGUGACCAAUCCCAUUAUAGAGGAGGCUGCAAAACCACCUGAGGUGCCUGAUGAACCUGAGAAAAGUGCCAUCCUUUGUGAGAAUGUAGAACGCAACACAGAGAUGAAAACAUCUGUAGAUCAGACCUCAAUCAAAGAAGAUGCUGGCUUUCUCUGUUGGAAGAAAGGGUGCAGCCAAGUUUUCAAGACUUCCACUGCUUUGCAGGCCCAUUUCAAUGAAGUUCACACAAAGCGACCACAACUGCCUGUGUCUGAUCGUCAUGUUUAUAAAUACCGUUGCAACCAGUGUAGCCUGGCCUUUAAAACCAUUGAAAAGCUUCAGCUGCAUUCUCAGUAUCAUGUCAUUAGGGCGGCCACCAUGUGCUGCUUAUGCCAGCGGAGCUUCCGAACAUUCCAAGCCUUGAAAAAGCACUUGGAGACAAGCCAUUUGGAGCUGAGUGAAGCAGAUAUCCAGCAACUAUAUGGUGGACUUCUAGUCAAUGGAGACCUGUUGGCCAUGGGGGAUGUGUCACUUUCUGAAGACCAGGUAAUGAUAACAGAGGAUGAUAAGGAAGAAGAGAGUGACUUGGAGGAUAAGCAAAGUCCAGUUGGAAGUGAUUCAGGCUCCUUGCAGGAAGACUCUGGUUCUGAACCUAAAAGAGCUUUGCCAUUCAGGAAAGGUCCAAACUUUACCAUGGAGAAGUUCCUAGAUCCUUCUAGACCGUACAAAUGCACAGUCUGCAAAGAGUCAUUCACACAAAAGAACAUCUUACUUGUCCAUUACAACUCUGUUUCCCACCUGCAUAAGCUUAAGAGAGCGCUCCAGGAAUCUACCACAGGCCAGCCGGAACCAACUAGCAGUCCAGAUAACAAGCCUUUUAAAUGCAACACUUGCAGUGUUGCUUAUAGCCAAAGUUCAACUCUGGAAAUUCACAUGAGGUCUGUCCUGCACCAAACAAAAGCUCGAGCAGCUAAACUGGAAGCAACAACUGGUGGUAGUAAUGGAACUGGUAAUACCACCACUCUUUUAGGAUCCUCUACUCCCAGUCCAUGCCCUGUUAGCAGUAUCAACAGUAGUACAACUUCAGCCAUAAACACUACAAGCACAGUGGCCUGUACAACUCCAAGUCCUAGUGUGCCAACCAGUAUAGGCCAAGUACCUGUUGAACCAACUGUUUUGUCCACUCCAUGCGUCCACCCCCCUACCAAUAUUCCAUCACCAUCUGAGCCAAAAGAAGUGAACAGAAAGAAGUUGGCUGAUAUGAUUGCAUCUCGGCAGCAGCAGCAGCAGCAACAGCAGCAACAGCAGGCUCAGACUCUGGCACACAUGCAGGCUCAAGCUCAGGCCCAUCUACAGCAAGAGCUACAGCAGCAGGCUGCUCUUCUCCAAUCCCAGCUUUUCAACCCAACUCUCCUACCACAUUUUCCAAUGACUACUGAAACUCUUCUGCAGCUUCAGCAGCAGCAGCUGCUCUUUCCUUUCUACAUCCCUGGUCCAGAAUUCCAGCUGAACCCAGAAAUCAAUUUACCAGUGACCAGCACAGCUUUGAAUUUGUCAGGCCCAAGCCGUAGCUUGCUUGAAGACUUGAAACCCCAAGUUCAGCUGCAACACCAAAACCAUCAGUCACAUCCACCACAUGUUGUUCAGCUGCAGCACCAUCAGCAGCAACAAGGCCAGACCCCCUACCCACAGUCUCACAAUGCAAUACUCCAACAGCAAAAUCAGCAACCUGAAAAGAAACCCAAGCCUGUGUUUAAGGAGAAAGAGAAAGAAGUGCAGAAGGAAAAAGAGAAUGCUGAGCGAGUCUGGGAAAGUUCCUUUCAUAAGGAAGUUCCUUCUGAGUCUUCUAAGUCCAAAGAUAAAAAAGAAACACCACUUGUAAACAGCACUGAGCCUUUUUUACUUCCUCCUCGGAUAGCUUCAGAUGCAAGAGGGAAUGCCACUAAAGCCUUGCUGGAACAUUUUGGCUUUGAACUUGUCAUACAGUACAAUGAAAAUAAACAGAAGGUUCAGAAGAAAAAUGGCAGAAAUGAGCAGACUGAAAACAUUGAAAAGCUUGAGUGUGAGUCCUGUGGGAAGCUCUUCUCCAAUAUUUUGAUUCUUAAAAGCCACCAAGAACAUGUGCACCAGCAUUUUCUCCCCUUUAGAGAGCUUGAGCAAUUUUCUAAGCAGUACAGAGAGCACUAUGAUAAACUGUAUCCUCUAAGACCACAGACACCAGAUCCGCCACCUCCUCCUCCUCCUCCUCCACCUCCUCCUCCACCUCCACCUCCACCACCUCCUCCACAACCAGCACCUACUCCAACCAUUUCUACUGCUGUUUCACCCCUUACUUCUCCAACUAUCACCACUCCUCAGACAUCAAUGGCACUUAGUCAGCUUCCAAUGUCAAUGGACUUGCCUAUCUUUUCACCAUUAAUGAUGCCUUCCCUACCAUUACAGUCAAUACCAACUCAGCUGCCUUCUCAGCUAGGACCAGUAGAUCAGCUCAGUGCAGAUUUGGCCCAGCUGUACCAGCAACAGCUGAAUCCCAGCCUUCUCCAACAGCAGCAGAACAAAAGGCCACGGACACGAAUUACAGAUGAUCAGCUCAAAGUCCUCAGGCAGUAUUUUGACAUUAAUAAUUCACCAUCUGAGGAGCAGAUCAAAGAGAUGGCAGAUAAAUCUGGUCUACCACAGAAAGUAAUUAAGCACUGGUUCAGAAAUACUUUAUUUAAAGAACGGCAGCGUAACAAAGAUUCCCCUUACAACUUUAACAACCCUCCAACAACAAGCCUUGAAGAUAUUAAAUUUGAUUCAAGGCCUCCGUCUCCAGAACCACAGAGGCAAGAAUAUUAUGGAAACAGGAGAUCAUCUCGGACACGAUUUACUGACUACCAGCUGAGAGUCUUGCAGGAUUUUUUUGAUGCCAAUGCAUAUCCAAAGGAUGAUGAGUUUGAACAACUUUCAAACUUGUUGAACCUCCCUACUCGAGUUAUUGUUGUGUGGUUCCAGAAUGCUAGACAGAAAGCAAGGAAAAACUAUGAGAACCAAGGUGAUGGGAAGGAGGGUGAGAGGCGCGAGUUAAGCAAUGAUCGGUAUAUACGCACAAGCAACCUGAAUUACCAGUGUAAAAAAUGUAGUUUAGUAUUUCAGCGCAUUUUUGACCUCAUUAAACACCAAAAGAAGCUUUGCUACAAAGAUGAAGAUGAGGAUGAACAGGAUGAUAGUUACAAUGAAGAUUCCAUGGAUGCCUCUGAACUAACACCUUGUGGUUCUUCCUGCAGUACUCCCAUGCCUACCCAGGCCUGCAAUGGUCCAUCAUCAUCAUCAUCAUCAUCAUCGUCGUCGUCGUCAUCGUCAUCAUCAACUAAUGCAUGUGCACCUCUGCCUCACUUUCCAUCAGAAAAAGAUGAGACCCCCAAAGCUACCUGUAGAACUGAAGCUACAGAAGAAAAGCCAAAGCAGCCUGAACCUCCCUGUACGCAACACCAAAUCCAAGAAAAGCAAGUUCAGUCAAAGCAGGAAUCAGUGUCACAUGAGCAGCAGGAGCAGAAGGUGCCACCCAUGACACAGCAGAAGAUUCCACAGCUGUCUUCCCCUCCUACUGCAGCACAGCAACAAUGUUCUUUGCCACAAACCAGUCCCAGUCCCUCACAGCUACCCCAUCUUUCUCUCAAACCACUGCACACAUCUACACCACAACAACUCAGCAGCCUACCUCCACAAAUGGUCCCCUAUCAAUGCGAUCAGUGUAAACUUGCUUUUCCUACCUUUGAGCAUUGGCAGGAACACCAGCAGCUCCACUUUUUGACUGCUCAAAACCAGUUUAUACAUCCUCAGUUCCUGGACAGGCCUCUAGAUAUGCCCUUUAUGCUUUUUGAUCCAAAUAACCCAUUAUUAGCAAGUCAGCUGCUUUCUGGUGUUCUACCUCAAUUACCAGCUAAUUCUGCAACCUCUCCAUCUACUCCAACUUCCACUAUGAACACACUCAAAAGAAAAUUGGAAGAGAAGGCAAAUGUUAGCCCUGGGGAAAAUGACAGUGGAAAUGGUGGAGAUGAACCUCAAAGAGAUAAACGUUUAAGGACAACUAUUACCCCAGAACAACUAGAAAUUCUGUACCAGAAGUAUUUACUAGACUCCAAUCCAACACGUAAAAUGUUAGAUCAUAUUGCUCAUGAGGUUGGUCUUAAGAAACGUGUGGUGCAGGUGUGGUUUCAAAAUACCAGGGCUCGAGAACGAAAAGGUCAGUUUAGAGCUGUUGGACCUGCUCAAGCUCACAGACGUUGCCCUUUCUGUAGAGCUCUCUUUAAAGCAAAGACUGCACUGGAAGCUCACAUCCGAUCUCGGCAUUGGCAUGAGGCAAAGCGUGCUGGUUAUAACUUGACCUUGUCCUCCAUGCUUUUGGACAUGGAUGUGGGAUCUCAGUUAAAGGGUGAUGCUUUUGAGAUAUCUGCCUUUUCACAGCUACCACCAUCCAGCCAUGAUAUCCAGAAUCCUCCUCUGUCACCAGUUAGCAAGCACAUGGAUUUAUCUCCCAGACCACUGCUUAGUCCUUCCUGUUUGAAAAUGGAGGGCAUGGAUGAUUUUGAAAGCCCUUCCAUGUCUUCAGUCAACCUUAGCUUUGACCAGUCAAAACUUGAUAAUGAUGACUGCUCUUCAGUAAAUACAGCUAUCACUGAUACUACCACUGGGGAUGAAGCGAAUGCAGAUAACGACAGUGCUUCAGGAUUAGGGACGGAUAGUAAACUGGGAUUAGGACAGGGAGAUGGGCAUCAGAAGUCUGCUCCUUCAUCACUGAUGGAGAAUGAUGAUCGUAUGUCUUCAGGACUCGUUAGCCCAGUCCCCAGUUAUUACACCCGAGAGUUUGAAAAUGAAGCCACAAUAGACUACAGUGAAACAUCCAGCCUUGCAGAUCCUUGUUCACCUAGCCCUGGAGCAAGUAGUUCUCUUGGUAAGGGAUUUGAGAGUGGGGACAGGCCAGGGCAAAAGCGCUUCCGCACUCAGUUAACUAAUCUGCAACUUAAGGUCUUAAAAUCCUGCUUUAAUGACUAUAGGACACCCACCAUGUUGGAAUGUGAGGUUUUGGGAAAUGAAAUAGGACUGCCAAAGAGGGUUGUGCAAGUGUGGUUUCAGAAUGCUAGGGCAAAAGAAAAAAAAUCCAAGCUGAGUAUGGCCAAGCACUUUGGUAUUAACCAGACUAAUUAUGAGGGACCCAAAACAGAGUGCACUUUGUGCAGUAUCAAGUACAGUGCUCGGUUGUCUGUCCGAGAUCAUAUUUUCUCCCAGCAGCAUAUAUCUAAAGUGAAAGACACAAUUGGGAGUCAGUUGGACAAAGAAAAAGAGUACUUUGACCCAGCUACUGUCCGUCAACUAAUGGCACAGCAGGAGCUGGACCGCAUUAAGAAAGCAAACGAAGUCCUUGGGUUGGCGGCCCAGCAGCAAGCACUUCAACAACAGAGUGUCUUUGAAAACCCCCAGCUUCCAGCUCUUAACCUCCCCACUGCUUACCCAGCACUACAAGGCAUCCCACCGGUACUACUGCCUGGCUUGGGAAGCCCCUCUCUGCCAGGCUUUGCCCCAUCAAACUCAGCUUUAACAUCCCCAAAACCUAACCUUAUGAAUUUGUCUGGUACAACUAUCCCCUCUCCUGGCCUUCCAACUUCUAAUAUGCCAAAUAAGCAAGCUUCUUCACUAACAUCCCCUGCUGUGGCACAGACUACUACAUCAACACCACCCACGUCCCAGUCACAACAGCAGGAGCAAUGGAAAGAGAAAGAAACUGAGAAAUUGAGAGUGAAGGAGAAAGCUAAAGAAAAUCCAGAUUCUGUGGCACAAACUAAGAAGGAGAAAGGUGAAGCCCCAGCCAGCAUGUCUGUCUCUCUACCUGGUAUGGAAUAUGUAGUAGACCCUUCUCAUAUUCAAGCACUGCAGGCUGCCUUGACAUCUGAUCCAGCCGCUCUUUUGACCAGUCAGUUCUUGCCCUACUUUGUUCCAGGUUUUUCUCCUUAUUAUGCCCCACAGAUUCCAGGAGCCCUGCAAGCUGGCUACCUUCAACCAAUGUAUGGAAUGGAGAGCCUUUUUCCCUAUAAUCCUGCUUUAUCCCAAGCUCUUAUGGGACUUUCACCUGGUUCCUUGUUACAGCAGUACCAGCAAUACCAGCAAAGCUUACAGGAGGCCCUGCAGCAGCAGCAGAGGCAACUUCAGCAGCAGCAACAGCAGCAGCAGCAACAUCAGCAGCAGCAGCAACAGCAGCAACAUCAGCAGCAGCAACAUCAUCAGCAGCAGCAACAAAAACAGAAGCAGCAGCAGUUGUCCAAAGUAGGUCAAGCCCCAGUUCCCCAGCGGGCUGCUUCCCCAGAAAAACUUCCUGCCAAAGAGUCUUUACAACCUGAAGAUAAGAAGAACACACCCCAUGAAUCGUCCCACCAGAAACCCCAAGAGCAGCAUGAAGUGGAAGGCAAAGGCUCAGACUCACUCUUUGAUCCGUUCAUCAUUCCAAAGGUGCAGCACAACUUGGUCUGCCGCAAAUGUCAGACAGUGUUCAAUGAUGAAGAAACAGCUGUGAGUCAUUUGAAGUCAGUUUGCUUCUUCGGCCAGUCUGUGAUGAACCUGCAAGAGAUGGUGCUUCGUGUCCCAUCCAGCAGUGGUGGCACAUACCAUUGCUUGGCUUGUGAGACCAACCUGGGUGGGGAUGAAGCUCUUAGUCAACAUCUCGAGUCACCCUUGCACAAACACAGAACAAUCAAACGAGCAGCAAGAAACGCCAAAGAGCACGCUAGUUUAUUACCUCACUCUGCCUGCUUCCCCAAUCCUAACACCACAUCUACCUCGCAGCCUGCCGCUCACUUAAAUGACAGCCCUCCUCCUCACUCGUCAUCCUCCUCCUCCUCUGCCUCUUCAUCUUCAGUUUCCCCGCAUGCCUCCAUGAAGUCUUGGCCACAAGUUGUCUCCCAGGCUUCAGUUGGGAAGCCACCUUGUUUUCCUCCUCUCUCCUCAUCUUCAACGGUUACCUCAAGUUCAUGCGGCACCUCAGGGGUUCAGACCUCGAUACCAACAGAUGGGUAUUCUGACGAAUCUGACACGGAUCUUAGCCAAAAGUCAGAUGGCCCAGGUAGCCCAGUGGAGGGUCCCGAAGACCCCAGCUGCCGUAAAGACAGUAAUCUAACUGGUGUUGGAACAGAUACCUUCAGAUUGUAAGCUUUGAAGAUGGACAACUAAAAUUAAUGAAAAAAUAUUAACAAACCAAUUUCAAAAAAUUAAAGACUAACUGCAAUUCCAAAGCUUCUAACCAAAAAUAUAUAAAAAUGAUAUUGAAGGUUGUUGUCCCAUAUAAAUAUGCUGGGCCUGGUUUACUAAAACUGUUACAGUAGUUGUUUGGAAGGUACUGUUAGUCUUGAAGAAGAGGAAGGGAUUCUAAAGUCUUUGGAGUUUCAAACCUCUAACAAAUUUUCUCCGUUCAGUAAUGUCCUACAUUAAUAGCACAGUAGAAGCCAGCAUGUGGCGUAUCGGACAAUAACCUAAUCUGUUACAGUUUUCAAUUUCUUGCUAUCUUAGCAUUCAGAAACCAAUGGCUUGCUAAAAUGUAAUGUCUUUUUAUUCUCAGGUCAAAAGCUCACCUUUUGUUCUGUAUCCAGAAUCAUUGUUUUUAUAAAUAUAUAUAUAUUUUGUUCCAGAUAAGAAAAAAGUGUGUUUUUUAUUUAAAAGGGCAGAAAGUAUUCAUUCAAAAGAUUAAAGAAAAUGUGAACACUGCAUAGCUUUUUUGGGGAUUUCUGAAAUGGUGAGCUCUUCUUUAGAACAUGUUCUGAGGGCAGAAAUAAGCACUCCAUCCCACUUCAAACCACAGAGUGUUGAAGAAUUGUAGUUAAAAUAUGUUUUUUUAACUUUCUGUAUUUAUGAUAGCUAUGAACAUUUUUGGUGUUGAGUAGAUUGUUGCAUUGGAUAUGAAUUUAAAACAGUAUGGUAGAUUAAAAUGAAACUUUUGUGUACAUUUUAGCUUUUCAUAUUGUCUGACUGAAGGCUCUUCAUUUAAACGUUGUCUUUGUCUUUCUUGUAGGGUAGAUUCAAAUUCAUAAACUGUUCAAGGCUUUCUCCCCCCCCCCCCCCCAAAGAUUACCCUUCCAUUUUUUUCUUCUUUCUCUCUCUGUUUUGUCAAUUAUGACAUCCAGGUACACAGACUUUAAAUCCCUCUUGAGUGUUCACUUCCUUCUGUUGUUGUGUAAAUCUUUGUUUUUAUAAAAAACUAAAACAGUAAAUGCUUUAAAGUUGUUUAUAAUCUACUGAGUCCUCACCUUAUUUAUUUUUUUGCAGGGGGGGUGACAAGAUUUUUUUCAUUUACAGCUAUGUCUCUUACCCCUUGUACUUGCCAUUCCCUGUUUCUCUCUGUCUCUUCCUUUAGUAGGUGCUGAAGAGAACAUUUUCCUCCAAAGGAGACAGGCUUCCUCUUUUGUGUCUAGUGUUGAGUCUGUUUUGUUACCUCUCCUACUCUCAUUUACCUUUGCUUGUUUGUUUGGUUAUUUUCUGUCUUAGGGAAAAAGAAAAUUCACGCUUUAAAUAAAAUCCAAAGACAUACACUUUCACCGUUGGUGCAUAAAGAAGAAAAAUAAAAAAGGCAUCUUUAUACUUGAGGAGUUUGUUUUGAAUGAGUAAUAAGAACAUAUUUCACAUAGCAACAGUUAAAAAAACUCAGCAGCACCUGAGCUGUUCUUUAUGCUACUUCUGUUAAAUAAGAGGUGGCUGGUAAAAAAAAAUACCAAAAAGUAAUAUUUUUACUUGAGAGUUUCUCUUUUUGCUGUGGAGUAGGUGUGUUGGCAGCACCCAUUGUGGAGAAGAUAACUACAGUGAUUUUUUUUCCUUUGUUAACAAUCUUUCUUUCUAUUCCAGCCACUUUUAUUGUUGUGUUAUUGUUGCUCUGUUACAAAUGGUUUAGGGUAUAAACAUUGAAAGACGAGUCUUUGCUGCUACAGUAGUUUGGCUGUUCCUUUCUCUCUCUGUUUUUCUCUAGCUAUCUCUAUUUGUGUGUGUGUGGAAACAAAUAGUUACACAUAUUUCCUUUGCUGUUUAAGCUAAAGCUUUAAUUGAAAAUCCUUCCUACCAACUUCUGCUCACAGUUCCUUUCUCUCUUAUUCUCUCUCUUCUUUGUCAGUUUUACUAUUUUGUUGCAAAAGGAACUUUAGAAGACUGUGAAUCAAUGUUCCAUAGUAACAUUUUUGGCUGAAUAUGAACAUGAGCAUGUGUGUGUUUUUGUGUGUGUGUGCGUGUGUAUAUAUGUAUGUAUAUGCAGAAUUGUGUGUUAUAAAUGUA